GUGACUAAAUGAGCAGCAGAGAGAGAGCAAGCAUGACAGUCCAUGACGGCACAGGCGCGCUAUGGCUACGGCCCAGGCGGGUUUAGCGCGCGCAAGCCGGGCGGACAAAGCCGUAGCCGGAGCAGGCAAAACCUCGGAGCUGCCUUAGGCCCCUACUAGUCCGCGUACCGGUGGUAAGUUCUACGGUGUUCGAUGGGGGGUGUCACGUGAGCCCGCGGACUGGGAGGCGCUAGGAAGGAGCGAGCGGAAAUUUUGACUUCAUCGUUUCUUCUCUCCCUUUCCUCAUUCCUCCAUUUAUUAUACCUUUCCCCAAUCCCUACACCCUUCUUUCCUCCUGUAUUCCACCAUCUGGCGGUGCCUCUUCUCGCAUCCCAAGCAGCAAAAGUCUUGUUUCCUCUUUUCUGCCUCGUUUAAUACCCCUUGUAAUUAUACCACAAUGCUCUCUUCCCGUCUCUCCCGCGCGCUGCCGCGCACUGCUUCUAUUGCCCGUGCACCUGCAUUCAGAGCUCCUGGCGCCUCUUUCCGGAGAUGGAACUCAACGGAAGGCGGCGAGGAGAAGGUCAAGGGCCAGGUCAUCGGUAUUGACUUGGGUACAACCAACUCUGCCGUUGCUGUGAUGGAAGGAAAGACUCCUAAGAUCAUUGAAAACGCGGAAGGUGCUCGCACAACUCCCUCCGUUGUCGCUUUUGCCCAGGAUGGUGAGCGAUUGGUUGGUAUUGCCGCUAAGCGUCAAGCUGUUGUGAACCCUGAGAACACUCUGUUCGCCACAAAGCGUCUCAUCGGUCGUAAAUUCACCGACGCCGAGGUCCAGCGCGACAUCAAGGAGGUCCCCUACAAGAUCGUCCAGCACACAAACGGCGAUGCGUGGGUGGAGGCUCGUGGCGAGAAGUAUUCGCCUUCACAGAUCGGCGCUUUGGUUCUCCAAAAAAUGAAGGAGACCGCCGAGGCCUACCUUGGCAAGCCCAUCAAGAAUGGUGUUGUUACUGUCCCUGCCUACUUCAAUGACUCUCAGCGUCAGGCUACCAAGGAUGCUGGUCAAAUUGCUGGUCUGAACGUCUUGCGUGUCGUGAAUGAGCCUACCGCUGCUGCUCUUGCCUAUGGUCUCGAGAAGGAAGCCGACCGUGUCAUUGCUGUCUAUGACUUGGGUGGUGGUACCUUCGAUAUUUCCGUUCUGGAGAUCCAGAAGGGAGUGUUCGAGGUCAAGUCUACCAACGGUGAUACUCACUUGGGCGGUGAAGACUUUGACAUCUCCCUCGUCCGGCACAUUGUUCAACAGUUCAAGAAGGAGUCUGGCCUCGAUCUUACUGGUGAUCGCAUGGCCAUUCAACGUAUCCGUGAGGCUGCUGAGAAGGCCAAGAUUGAGUUGUCCUCUUCUCUCCAGACUGAGAUCAACCUUCCUUUCAUCACUGCCGAUGCCUCGGGUGCCAAGCACAUCAACUUGAAGAUGACUCGCUCUCAGCUUGAGGGGUUGGUUGAUCCCCUCAUCAACCGUACCUAUGAGCCGGUCAAGAAGGCCCUCAAGGAUGCCAACUUGCAGGCCAAGGACGUCAACGACGUCAUUCUCGUCGGUGGUAUGACUCGUAUGCCCAAGGUUACCGAGUCUGUUAAGAGCAUUUUCGGCCGUGAACCUGCCAAAUCUGUUAACCCCGACGAGGCUGUGGCUAUGGGUGCCGCUAUCCAGGGUGCUGUCCUUGCUGGUGAGGUCACCGAUGUCCUCUUGCUCGAUGUCACUCCUCUUUCCCUUGGUAUUGAGACCCUUGGUGGUGUCUUCACCCGUUUGAUCAACCGCAACACCACCAUCCCUACCAAGAAGUCCCAGACUUUCUCUACUGCGGCCGACUUCCAGACUGCCGUUGAGAUCAAGGUGUACCAGGGUGAACGUGAGCUCGUCCGUGACAACAAGAUGCUUGGAAACUUCCAGCUCGUUGGCAUCCCUCCUGCUCACCGUGGUGUUCCUCAAAUUGAGGUCACUUUCGACAUUGACGCCGACUCUAUUGUCCACGUUCACGCUAAAGACAAGUCGACCAACAAGGACCAGUCCAUCACCAUUGCCUCUGGCUCCGGUUUGAGCGACUCUGAGAUCCAGAACAUGGUUGAUGAUGCCGAGAAGUACGGUGCCCAGGACAAGGAACGCAAGGCUGCUAUCGAGUCUGCCAACCGCGCUGACUCUGUCUUGAACGAUACUGAGAAGGCCCUUAAGGAGUUCGAGGACCGUCUCGACAAGACUGAGGCUGAUCAGAUCCGUGAGAAGAUCGGCAGCCUCCGUGAGUUCGUUGCGAAGGCUCAGUCUGGUGAGAGCACUACCACCGCCGAAGAGCUUAAGCAGAAGACCGAUGAGCUCCAGACUGCCAGCUUGACAUUGUUCGACAAGAUGCACAAGGCCCGCCAAGAGGAGUCCUCUCAGGGCCAGCAAGGCCAGACUGGCGAGCAGGGUGAGGGUGAGAAGAAACAGUAAUUUACUGAAUAGUCUUGCAUCAUCACUCUUGUACUUUGUAUUUUGUUCCAUUUCCUUUGUUACAUUUCCUCUUCUCCUUCAUGUGUGAUUAUCUAGAUCAUUCCCCUAUCACCUAUCAUCUCUCGCAUGACUGUACAGAUACUUAUGGGUUGUUUCUCGCAUUGGGCCUAUUACUCCUGGUGUGACGGUGUUUGCUGCUCCAAUUAUUACUUUAACAAAAUAUUCUUCGCAUGUCAUUUUUAUAUUCUUGGCUGGGCUUUGCUUGGAUUGAGCAGAGAAAAGAAAAGGUGGUGGGAGGUUCGUCAUUUACAGAAUGUACCUCAUGACCAACGGCCGCAUCCACGCACACUGGCAGUGGUCGGAGAUGAUUAUAGAAUCGAAAUCUCCUCUCUAAUACAUUAUUAUCAAUCAUAAUACGAAACAGUUCGGGU
Talaromyces proteolyticus is the source of this 2886-nucleotide messenger RNA. Its product is annotated as putative mitochondrial Hsp70 chaperone. Gene Ontology annotation, cellular component: cytoplasm; mitochondrion. NCBI's taxonomy places the organism in Eukaryota, Fungi, Ascomycota, Eurotiomycetes, Eurotiales, Trichocomaceae. The coding region runs from base 437 to 2455 and encodes 672 amino acids. The transcript is spliced from 4 exons. Gene Ontology annotation, biological process: cellular response to unfolded protein; protein refolding. The record is from RefSeq and is a predicted model, not a curated record. Gene Ontology annotation, molecular function: ATP binding; ATP-dependent protein folding chaperone; heat shock protein binding.